This is a messenger RNA of Larimichthys crocea (large yellow croaker), 2975 nucleotides long. RefSeq names its product FERRY endosomal RAB5 effector complex subunit 3 (gene ferry3). The transcript has 14 exons. Gene Ontology annotation, cellular component: cytoplasm. Gene Ontology annotation, biological process: regulation of mast cell degranulation. The record is from RefSeq and is a predicted model, not a curated record. Lineage: Eukaryota; Metazoa; Chordata; Actinopteri; Sciaenidae. The coding region runs from base 107 to 1765 and encodes 552 amino acids.
CGAAAGUGCGUUUCCUGUCACACUGUCUGCCGCACAGCCGCAGUCAGCUGACUGAAGCAAACAGGAGUCCAGGAAACAGCGCAUUCAUUCAUACUCCGCUGCAGUCAUGAAGAAGAACAAAUGCAAAGCGAACACGACCGCCGAGAAGGAGUUUGUGUUUGAGUUCAAAGCCGGGAGACACAACUGUGUCCUCAAAGUGCCUCUGCAGUUUCCUGUUCAAGAGAACAUCAGUGACCUUCAUGGACGCCUGAUGCUGCUGCAUAAAAUACCCUGCUACAUAGAAAAUGAGCUAAAAACCUCACUUUCCACCUUCAUCGAGAAGGAGACUAUCCUGGAUUACGACAGAGAGGCAGAGCUGGCCCUGCAGAGACUCACAACAGGAGAUGUAGAUGUAAACCAGCUCACUAAUGCAUGGACCAGGUCUUAUGUGGAGACUACACUAGAGCACGCUCGGCCCGAGGAGCCCAGUUGGGAUGAGGACUUUGCUGAUGUUUACCAUGAGCUCAUACACUCUCCGGCCUCAGAUACCCUCCUCAACCUGGAGCACAACUAUUUUGUUAGCAUCUCCGAGCUCAUCAGUGAGAGAGACAUGGAGAUUAAGAAGCUGCAGGAGAGGCAAGCUGCUGAAAUGGACAAAGUGAUGCAUGAGCUGGGAAAUACUUUGAGUGACCAGGAUGUAAAUGCAGUUGCUUCUCAACACUUUGAUGCACAGCAGGUGUUGGAGAACAAGUGGGCCAGUGAGCUGAAGCAAGUAACCUGCAUUCAAAAGCAGGAGUAUCAGGAGUGGGUCAUCAAACUGCACCAGGACCUGCAGAAAUCUAACAACAGCAGCAAAAUUAAUGAGGAGAUUAAGGUGCAGCCCAGUCAGCUGUCAGAGCUUGCAGAUUCUGGGGCCCGGAUGUUUGAAGAGCAGCCUCAGCUGGAGGAGAGUUUCACCAUACACUUAGGAGCACAACUGAAGACGAUGCACAACCUGCGGCUGGUUCGGGCAGACGUGCUGGACUUCUGUAAGCACCGGCGGCACGGCAGCGGUGGAGCAAAGCUGAGGCGGCUACAGACGGCCCUUUCGCUCUACUCCUCCUCACUCUGUGGUCUUGUGUUAUUGGUUGACAACAGGGUCAACUCUUACAGUGGCAUCAAGAGAGACUUUGCAACUGUGGCGAAGGAGUGUACAGACUUCCACUUUCCCUGUCUGGAGGAGCAGCUGGAAGAGGUGCAGCAGGUGGUGCUCUAUGCCAGAGCCCAGCGGAGCAGCAAGCAGAAAGAACAACCCGAGAUUCCAAGGAAUGGAGGUGAUGAUAAGAGCAAAAAUGUGGAAAGGAAUCCAUCUAACAUCUUACCAGGUGAGUUUUACAUCUCGCGGCACUCCAACCUGUCAGAGGUCCAUGUCAUCUUCCACCUGUGCGUGGACGACAACGUGCGUUCAGGGAACAUCACAGCCCGGGAUCCUGCCAUCAUGGGCUUGAGAAACAUCCUGAAGGUCUGCUGCACACAUGACAUCACCACUGUUACUGUUCCUCUGCUGCUGGUCCACGACAUGUCAGAGGAGAUGACCAUACCGUGGUGUCUUAAGAGAGCUGAGCUGGUUUUCAAAUGUGUCAAAGGCUUCAUGAUGGAGAUGGCGUCGUGGGAUGGAGGUAUAUCACGCACAGUCCAGUUUCUAGUGCCAAAGAGUAUCUCAGAAGAAAUGUUCUACCAGUUGAGCAACAUGCUGCCUCAGAUCUUUCGAGUCUCCUCCACCCUAACGCUCACCUCAAAGCACUGAUGGAUAGAGAUGCACCACCUCGCAUCAUCAAGUUAUUCAGACUAACAGAGAGACAAGUUGUAUUUCUUUUUUUUAACUUUUUUAUUUACUUUUAUUUUCAGGACCUAAAGCGGAUUUGAUGAAGUAGCACAUGAUGAAUAAACAUGAUAUGGUGGCAUUAAAGCGCUUACAGUCGAGGUACAAAAAGCAUGAGAAAAAGGAUUUUUAUGGAAUUUGUGAGCCUUUUUUUUUUUGCACCAAAGUUACACACUUUUUAUUGAAAGAGUGGAUUCAAUGGCUCACCAAAGCAGCUGCUGAAAUUAUUUCAAGCCUCCAGGGCGCGGUUCUGGUGACAGAGUUUUAUGACAUCAGCCACCAGUGGUGCAAGUAUUCCUGUUUUCUUUUAAAGCUGCAAUCUGUAGCUUUCUGCACAUUGGAGAUGCAGCAUAAUGGAAAAUCUGGUGUUGGUGAAGCUGUUUUAACUCACUGGCAUGCAGUGAAAAUACCAUCAAAUGAGCAGAUAAAGUAAAUAUGAAAACACAGCAUUUUCUAAAGCGAUUAAGCUAGAUGGAGCAGGCACUGGCAGAUGUGACCUAACAAAACUUCUAAACAUUUCUGAAUCGCUGUGAGCAACCACACUAAAUGUGACUUUGGUAGUGUUUUCACCACACACACAGAUGGAAAUAAUAACAGUAUGUUGACAUCAUAGAUCUCAGCUUUAGAUCUACUUUUUUCUUUGUUUUGCUGUACAGCAUGAGGUCCCUGCCUACAUCAUAUUUCAUCUGUUGAAUGUUCACAAAUUAGUCUUGAUGUAUAAUCACACAGUUCAGCCAUCGUGUGAGAUUUAGCGGUCUAACCCACGGGUCAUUGGCUUCAUAUUUGUGGGCUGAUUUAUCCACAGACAAGCGACAUAAACUUGGCUCUUCUAAGUCGUGAAGAUAAAUGGUGUUUUUUUGCCGAGAUGAGCAACGUGCAGGUGCCUUUGUGCUGCAUUGCAGUGAGUUGUGGUGAGGAUCACUCUUCAUGUGAGUGUGUGUGCACGUGUGUGGUCCCUCCCCGCUACUCCUGUGACAGCAGAUGGCACUGUUCUUAAAGACAAAGAUGUGAAAAGAGUGACGACGCACAAACUUCUUAGUUUCAAACAUAUCUGUCGUGUGUUCUACAUUCUGUAUAUUUACUGUAUUGUUUACAUUUUUAUGUUUUAAUAAAAUAAAAAAAAAGUAACACACAC